Messenger RNA from Plectropomus leopardus (leopard coralgrouper), 1934 nucleotides. RefSeq names its product homeobox protein Hox-A2a. Gene Ontology annotation, biological process: regulation of transcription by RNA polymerase II. Gene Ontology annotation, molecular function: DNA-binding transcription factor activity, RNA polymerase II-specific; RNA polymerase II cis-regulatory region sequence-specific DNA binding. The record is from RefSeq and is a predicted model, not a curated record. NCBI's taxonomy places the organism in Eukaryota, Metazoa, Chordata, Actinopteri, Perciformes, Serranidae. Gene Ontology annotation, cellular component: nucleus.
UGUGGGGGGCGUUCUCGACUGACAUCCUCAAACAAUACGAGAAAGAGGAGUGCACGAAUCCGCGCACCCUAGGCUGGGCUCCUUCCCUGUAAUAGUGAGCGCCAGCCAUUCUUAAAAAACACAUUUUGUAGCUUAGUGGACUGGACUGGAGGGGCGAGAGGAGGAUAAACUGAGCGGACAAAGAUGUAAAUAAAAACAGUCGUCCCCCAGCUGAGCGAGGCGUUCUUCAUCAGAGUUUUUGGAUCAAUCAGGCAGACAGUGGCUCCUUUUGAUUAAACCCCAAAUUGUCAUUGGGCAGAGGUAAUCAUGUGACAGGCAAUUCGGUCCAAUUUCAACCUUGUCUCCAUGAAUUCAAUAGUUUAAUAGCAGCUCGGUCCCCAUACGGCCGUAAUCAGUGAUAUAGAAAAAAAACACCACCCGGAGAUUUUUUUAAAUGAUUUUUUCUUUUUCGUCCUCACUGAGCCGCAACAUUUAUAAAAAUACGCGUGCAAACUUUCCUCGGCUCUCAGGGAGCGGAGAUGAAUUACGAAUUCGAGCGAGAGAGCGGUUUUAUCAAUAGUCAGCCGUCGCUUGCUGAGUGCCUGACAUCUUUCCCCCCUGUCGCUGAUUCAUUUCAAAGUUCAUCAAUCAAGAGCUCGACGCUUUCACGCCCGACACUGAUUCCUCCUCCCUUUGAGCAGACCAUCCCCAGCCUGAAUCCGGGCAGCCAUCCGCGGCACGGCCGGCCCAGACACAGCCCCGACGGAUGCAGCCCGCUGCCCACCGCCUCCUUACCCCCGGAGUACCCGUGGAUGCGGGAGAAGAAAGCCUCCAAGAGGAACCACCUGCCGACCUCCACCGCUACCACCAUUUCAAAUGGACCUGUGUGUUUUUCUCCAAAAGGCUCGCCUGAGAUUGUGGAGAGCGGUGGAGGUGCCGGAGGAGGAGGAGGGGGCUCCCGUCGGCUGAGGACAGCGUACACCAACACACAGCUGCUGGAGCUGGAGAAGGAGUUCCACUUCAACAAGUAUCUGUGCCGGCCGAGGAGGGUGGAAAUAGCGGCCCUGUUGGAUCUGACAGAGAGGCAGGUCAAAGUCUGGUUCCAAAACCGGCGCAUGAAGCACAAACGGCAGACGCAGAGCAAGGAGAACCACAAUGGAGAGGGGAAAGGGCCGGGCGCAGAGGACGGCAUCCAGAGCGACGAGGAGGACGAGGCCCCCCUGUACGAACGGAGCGGGGCCCUGCUGGAGAGAGAUACCUGCUCCUUUCAGAAUAACUCCCUCGGCUCCACGCAGCAGCUCCACAAUGGCGAGUCCAUGAGCUUUGCUGCUGCGCCGCUGAACAGCAAUGACAAAAAUCUGAAACAUUUUCCCAACCCGUCACCCACUGUUCCGGGCUGCAUGUCAACAAUGGGCCCAGGCUCGGCAUCUGGCCCGGACAAUGGCGACAGUCCCCCGGCCCUGGAUGUUUCUAUACACGAUUUUCAACCUUUCAGCUCGGAUUCCUGCCUACAGCUCUCCGACGCAGCCUCGCCGAGCUUGUCAGAGUCUCUGGACAGCCCCGUGGACAUUUCUACGGACAGUUUCUAUUUUUUCUCGGAGUCUCUAACUACAAUCGACCUGCAACAUCUGAACUAUUAACUGAAAUCAAUCACAAUAGCUUUCUUUUUUCCCCCUCUCUCUCUUGGGACAUUAAAAAUCAGGAUGGUUUUAACUCUGUUAUUUGUAUAUUCGGCACAUUUAUUCUAUUGAUAUUUGACUUGACGAUUAAUACAAGGUAAGGAUGAAAUCAAAUCACUGACAUAGCUCUGCUUAAACGUGGCUUGUAAUUACCAUAACAAAUUGAUCUCUUGGAAUGGAAAUUAUGAGUGUAUGUGAAUAAUUAUACAAUAUUAGGCCUAUGAAAUCUGGUCAUUUUAUUUUUGUAUAGCUUCCAAUGUCUUGGAUAUUUUUGUU